Messenger RNA from Fomitiporia mediterranea MF3/22, 1696 nucleotides. RefSeq lists its product as uncharacterized. The transcript is spliced from 5 exons. The record is from RefSeq and is a predicted model, not a curated record. The coding region runs from base 841 to 1269 and encodes 142 amino acids. Lineage: Eukaryota; Fungi; Basidiomycota; Agaricomycetes; Hymenochaetales; Hymenochaetaceae.
AGAGCGUUCUCAGGUGGUCCAAUGAUCGACUUGUUAAGCGGGAGGUCUGUCGGUUUUCGGAGGCGGUCCGCGUUCUAGACAUCCGCGAACUCCAAGCCUCCAAAUCUUUUAAGAGCAGAAAAUGGGGCGCUCGUUCACGUUUGCUGCAAUUAUUACCGGCACCGAGACCACAUCACACGGCACAAACAUGGUGAGACCAAUGAGUGGCGCGCAGCUCGUACCUCGUUUUUAGUUGUGCAAAUAACAGCGAGAAAAUUUUGUUCGGAGCACACGGGACGACUGCGGGUGCAAAUGUGGGAACAUCGCUGCCUGGCAAAAAGCGGAAAAUCGGGGGAAGAAAACCCAGCUAGGUGGCAGAAAGAGGGACGUUUACAUAGGGAGGAAACCAACGACGAAGGCGGUGGAGGAGCUGCUCGGUAAGGUUACACACGUGCAUCCCACGUUCCAAAAACAGACCUGCAAGCAGGAUCACCUUACCAAUUACGGCACUGAUGUGUUUCCGAGCGAAACGCUGCGGUCCGCUACACGCGUCAACAACCCUCAUUUCAUACUCAACAAUUUUCGCUUCUGGGUGCGUCCGUCGCCAUUCUUUGUGCCAUCCUCCGUAACUGCGAUUGCUUCCACGCUGCUUGGGCCAGUCUCUCAGAUUACUUCAGCAACACCUUGCAAAAUGUAUAAAGCAGACCCUCCUCCCUCUGUGAAGGCUCGACUGCCCCAUCCGUGCUCUGGUCCCCAUAUCUACCCGAAUCCCCUCUGCAUUUUUGUAGAAUUGUGGCGCGUCAAAGCGGUCCCUGUAACCUGACUUACCCCUCUACCUUCAUCAACUGUACCACCAACACUAUGCUGUUACGCGUGAUCUCAUUCCUUGUCGCGUUCUUCGCGUUCUCUCUACUCGUCUUAGCGUCCCCGCUCUCGGAGAACGGAAUUGUCGUUGAGAACCUCGAGAAGCGCAUUACCCACACCGGCAGGGGCACUUGGUAUUACCCUGGCCUUGGUAACUGCGGGUUCACUGAUUCUGCAAGCGACGACGUUGUCGCUAUUGCAAAGACCCGGUAUGAUGCUGCUGAUGGAGGUAACUGUAAUCAGUGGAUCGCCAUCACGAACUCUGCAAAUGGCAAGACCGCGUACGCAUUGACGCGUGACAGCUGCCCAGGCUGUGGAGAGAAUGACCUUGACUUGUCUCCCGCUGUGUUUUCACAAAUUGCAGACCUUGACACCGGCGUUAUCUCAAUUUCUUGGAACUUCAUGUCAAAGAGCUGGUCACCCUAGACGACUAGUUCUUUCGGGUUCCAUCCAUGCUUACUCCUUGGGUCUUUUGUUGCUUUACUUUUUUUUCUGGGUCUCGAGCGCUUUCGAAUCGUUUGAACUGGCCGCACGAUACCACCUUCACCCAACAUGCCCUCCCCCCAGGAUCGCUAGUCGACUUCCAAUAAACAACCAUAGACGCGGGGGCCACGUCGACAUUGUUGUAACCAAAGAAGAAACCAAACAUAAAUAAUACCCCUUGUAUUCGUACUUCACAUAGUCCAACCUAUUGUUUUCUUAUUCCCCCGGCUUCCACUCAAAAUGCAGGCUUGUGGGUUAUCUCCAUCGUCAGUGACGACUGCAUUAUUUGCAUUAUGCUUAAUUACGUUUUUCGAUUUUGCUUUUGUACUGCUGCUGUGCUGCUGCUUUAUGCUGUUACCUAGAAUGAAGC